AUGAGGAGGGCAGUGGAUGUUGUUUAUCUUGACUUCAGCGAGGCCCUUGACAUGGCCUCCGAUAGCAUCCUCAUUGGCAAACUGAUUAAGUACAGACUAGGUAUUCUGGAAGAUGGAAAAUCACCUCAGACAGGUGUAACUACAGCAUCAGUCACAGCUGGAAUGCUGAACACCGAGAAGAGGAACAAUGGUGGUUCUCAGUGUGUGAACCCCAUGGUCCACGGCACAGGAGCUAGGACGCAGAGACACAAUGGUUUCAGAGCAGCAGAGAGUAAAUGGGAUGCACAGAAAAUGUCCACAAAAGAGGUCACCAUUAAUGUUACAAAAAGCCUCAGACAAAGCGACAGAAGGAAAACAAAGAAUUGUGUCAAUUAA
Molecule: messenger RNA, 375 nt
Organism: Charadrius vociferus (killdeer)
Lineage: Eukaryota; Metazoa; Chordata; Aves; Charadriiformes; Charadriidae
Gene: BAALC
Product: brain and acute leukemia, cytoplasmic
Exons: 3
Coding region: 1-375 (124 amino acids)
Cellular component (GO): cytoplasm
Source: RefSeq, a predicted model, not a curated record